UUACCUUACCUUUGCCUCUCCAUCAUCCGCCUACCAUCGGAUCUGAUAAAAACGUUGAGCGGGAAGACACCGAGCAAACCCUCCUCUUGGAAGCCCAUCCAUCCAAGAGGCCAAGCCCCCGAAUCCAACUGCCGGCCGGUCAACGGCGCAAGGCUUGCUUCUGUGUUGCCUGCUUUGAUCAUUGAUGGCUGGGGGUUUCUUUUGAUCCAGGCAAGCAACUCAACCACUCAAUCCAUCCUUGGUCCCUCCACCCCACCCACCACCUCAUGGGCUCUCCCCAUGGCAUGCUACAGUGGUGGGCAGAUCAGCACUAAACCACGCUGGGGGGCAAAAAGGCUUGUCUUGUCUCGGGCCCCAGAAACCCAGGUCAGAUUCGCCGGGAAAGCCUCCCCGAGUGCCGCCAUUCCACCAUUCCAUCAUGCAGACGGGUGUGAUGCCAGUUCCAGGACCUGA
Colletotrichum tamarilloi is the source of this 453-nucleotide messenger RNA. RefSeq lists its product as uncharacterized. NCBI's taxonomy places the organism in Eukaryota, Fungi, Ascomycota, Sordariomycetes, Glomerellales, Glomerellaceae. The record is from RefSeq and is a predicted model, not a curated record. The transcript has 2 exons. The annotation marks the transcript as partial.